Trichogramma pretiosum is the source of this 2839-nucleotide messenger RNA. Its product is annotated as ATP-dependent RNA helicase DDX54. Gene Ontology annotation, molecular function: RNA helicase activity; ATP binding; RNA binding. The record is from RefSeq and is a predicted model, not a curated record. The coding region runs from base 127 to 2421 and encodes 764 amino acids. Gene Ontology annotation, cellular component: nucleus. The transcript is spliced from 10 exons. NCBI's taxonomy places the organism in Eukaryota, Metazoa, Arthropoda, Insecta, Hymenoptera, Trichogrammatidae.
UUCAGAAACAUAACCAGCUAUGAACACAUGUCUGCAGGCGGCAACCCCACUGAAGUCUUGAGAACGCAUGUGAUAAAUAUAAAUACAAAUUUUUUUUUAUAAAUAAAAGUACCCUUCGUUUACACCAUGUCUGCGGCCAAAGGAAAAUCGGCCUCAAACAAAUCUGGUGGCUUUCAAUCAAUGGGUUUGAGUCAUCCUGUUCUCAAAGGUAUUCUCAAACGUGGUUACAAAGUACCUACUCCCAUUCAAAGAAAGACCAUACCAUUAGCAUUAAAUAACAGAGAUGUUGUUGCUAUGGCUCGCACUGGAAGUGGUAAAACUGCUUGUUUUCUCAUUCCAAUGUUUGAAAAAUUAAAAACUCGUCAACCAACUUCUGGCGCUCGUGCUCUUAUUUUGUCUCCUACAAGAGAAUUGGCAUUACAGACUGCAAGAUUCAUUAAAGAAAUGGGCAGAUUUACAGGCUUAAAAGCAUCUACAAUCUUAGGAGGAGACAGUAUGGAAGGUCAAUUUUCUGCUCUUCAUGAAAAUCCAGAUAUUAUUGUUGCUACUCCUGGUCGUUUUCUUCAUUUGUGCAUAGAAAUGGAUAUGAAUUUGAAAAACAUUCAAUUUGUUGUUUAUGAUGAAGCUGACAGAUUAUUCGAAAUGGGAUUUGGAGAGCAACUUCAUGAAAUUACUAAUAGAUUACCUGUUCACAAACAAACUCUUUUGUUUUCUGCAACUCUACCUAAAAUACUGGUCGAAUUUGCAAAAGCAGGAUUAGAUAAUCCUGUACUCAUUCGUUUAGAUGUUGAAAGUAAAUUACCAGAGGGUUUAAAACUGAGUUUUAUUACUUGCCGACCUGAAGAAAAACUAGCUGUUCUUAUGUGCCUACUGAAAAGAGUAAUUAAACCAGAUACUCAAACAGUUGUGUUUGCUGCUACAAUGCAUCAUGUUGAAUAUAUUCACAUGAUUCUUGAUAAAGUUGGAAUAUCAAAUACAUAUAUUUACUCAAAUUUAGAUCCAACUGCACGUAAAAUAAAUGCAGCUAAAUUUCAAAGUGGAAAAGUGAAAGUUCUUGUUGUAACUGAUGUUGCUGCUAGAGGUAUCGAUAUACCUCACUUAGAUAAUGUUAUAAAUUUUCAUUUUCCAGCCAAAAGUAAAUUAUUUGUUCAUCGAGUUGGUCGUUGUGCUCGUGCUGGAAGAAGUGGAAUUGCUUACAAUAUAGUUUCUCCUGAUGAAUAUCCUGCUUUGCUAGAUCUACAUCUUUUCCUUGGUAGAUCUUUGAAUAUUGUUCCAGCUACCAAAAAAGAAAACAUUCCGGAAGAAUCAAUUGGCAGAUUGCCUAAAGGAAUGAUUGAAGAAGAAUUGUCAGAUUUGAUUACAUGGCAUGAGGAUAACACCGAUAUUUAUAAUAUGGAGAAAGUAUGUGAAAAUGCUUAUCAACAAUAUUUACGAUCGAGACCAGCAGCAUCUAUAGAAAGCAACAAAAGAGUAAAAGAGCUAAAUUUUGAAACUGCAGGUAUACUGCCAGAGUUUCAGGACGAAAACGAUGCGGUUUCAGAAUUUUUAUUGAAGAUGAAAAGUUACAGGCCUCCUGGGACAGUGUUUGAGAUACUUUCAAAACCUGGUUCAACAGAUUAUAAGGCAAUGAAAGAGAAAAGAUCGUUUCACAAAGAUAAUAUCUUGAAUCAUCAUAGAAAAAUUGAAGAGAGAGAAAAUAAAAUUGAAAAUUUAAAACCUGUUAAAUCUAAUUUACCAAGUAGCACAACCGAUGAAAUCGCGAAUGCUUUUAAAGAAGUGGUACAGCCCAAGAAAAGAAAAAUAGAUAGUCUCUAUAAAAAUGAAAAAGCAAAGAAGAGGCGGAAACUCGAAAAAGACGAAGAGUUUUUCAUUCCCUACGCCGCAGUUGACAAACAUACAGAAGACGGAUUAGCUGUGAAUUCAUUCGCAACGGAAGCUGACAAAGCCACUCUAGAUUUUACUGCAGACAAUGAAGAAUCCAUGCGCCUUUCAAAACAAUUGAAAAAAUGGGAUCGUAAGAAGAAGAAAAUGGUAGCCGUAGAUAAUCCAAAGGCCGCGAAAAUCCGCACUGAGUCUGGAGUUUGGAUUCCUGCCUCUUAUAAAACACAAAAAUACAAACAAUGGAAAGACAAAAAUAAUGUGGAGAAUUCGUAUGGUGCUGAAGAUGAUGGUGAUAAUGACGAAGCAGAAGCAUCCACCAAUGCGAAAAAUCUACAAACUCGAGGUAAUACGCACUGGGCUCGUCAUAACCAAAAGUUAAAGGAAAAAGAAAUGAAGAAAGUUAGAAGCGAAUUAAAAACACCCGAUCAAAUUCGGAAAGAGCGCAAGUUGAAGAAAAAGAAUAAGUUGAAAAACCAAAAGGGAGGUAGAGGUCGUGGUAAAGGAGGUUCCAAAGGCAAAGGCAAGAAAAGUAAACAUUGAUUCGAAAGUUUUAAGAUUUGAAUUAUUUAGAUAGGAUUUUCAUUGUUGUAUAAAAUUAUUGUUACCUUGUAAAAUAAACCAUGUACAUAAUUUUAUAAAGGUCUUGAUUUAAAUUAGUUGUAUUCCUAUCAUAAUUAAAAAAAUUUUCAUAUCUUUGGAAAAUAGGUAUAAGGGCAAAUAAUUUUUUUCAACAAAACAAAAUUAUCAUGUACUAGGUAAGAGAAAUUGUUUCUAAAAAGUUAAUGCUUUAUCAUUAAUGAGUAAAUUAUGGGUAAUUAUGCAAAAAUCCAUUACUUGUAGGAAUGAAAUUGCAUUUAUACUAUAUACUGAAAUCUUGAAGGAUUUUGAAAACUGGAGUACAGCUAAAUUCAUAAAAACGGCUUUCAAUGUUUUUCAAUUUUUCAAUUUUUCAAAAAUU